This is a messenger RNA of Aspergillus calidoustus, 907 nucleotides long. The record is from the annotation of a GenBank genome assembly. Lineage: Eukaryota; Fungi; Ascomycota; Eurotiomycetes; Eurotiales; Aspergillaceae.
CCUCGAUAUUGAGAUUAUAGGUGAGAUUUUCAGCCUCAUAUGAAGAGCCUCUGGUAGGUGCCAUUGAGGAUACUGAACCUGUUGGAAUAGGCUGGACAAAGUUUGGAAGCUGGACACUGCAUCCUAGGCUGCGAGGCUGGUUUAUCGUUGCCAUUGAUAUAUUACAAACAGAUGGUUGAGUCUGAUUUUAUUUAUUGUGGCCGAUAUAUCAAUUUGAACCAGAAUGCUAACGUCUUGCUGGUGCGAGCUCCCGCUCCAGAUGUCUUUUUAUACAAUCUGCAAGAGUGUUGCUCGGGAUAUCGUCUCCUGCUGCGACCCUACGAGAAUCGAAACUCGACAUUCAAAGGGGAUCCCUGAAGUACUGCACCCAGAAGCCACAACGAAUUUUGCAAGUCUGGACAGCCAUCGAAAGACACAAAGAAGGUGCAAUUUCAGAUCACACAAAAGUUGGUCCAACCGACGCCAUAGGUAUGCAAAGGCGCUUACACUGAAGAAAGGGGAAUAUGGCUAUCCUGAUGCGACGUCGGACCACAUCACCGACCGUGUCUUCUACUACAACACCGUACUUUAUAGCCCACAGACCGAGAAGCCCAUAUAUCGGCGGGUCCUGCUCAGUUUUGUGCUCAGUAUCGACGCAAUCUCGGAUGACAUUGCGCGUGUCCUGGGCCUGCCGAUCCUUCCGUACAAUGGGAAGGCGGUUCAACUGCAUAAUGGAGAGAGCGCAAAGCCGAUCGGGACAUUGCACUUGCAGUGGAAGAUCUACAACGGCAGAAGGGUAUACAAGACAAAGUUUCUGGUCAUCAAGGAUAGCCACUUUGACAUGUUGCUCGGGAGAUCCUCAAUCAAGAAAUAUAAGCUUUGGGAGGUGGACGGAGAGAUCGAAAAGAGAUUACAGUAUCGAUAUUGA